UUCCUGUCCUCCUUUGAAAGGCGCCGUGCUUCAGAGGUGGUGGGAAGACAGCACAAUAGGCGAGGGCUCGGUUUACGCGGACGUCCUGGGCUUUUUAUACUACCACCCACCUGAGGGUCUUCCGCUUCCUCUUUCCCCAGGCUCCGUCCCCAGCGUCCUGUAGCCAUGACGACCGCGCGGCGCGAUUCUGUGGUUUGGAAGCUCGCAGGACUGCUGCGGGAGUCUGGUGACGUUGUCCUGUCUGGCUGUAGCACACUGAGCCUGCUGACUGCCACGCUGCAGCAGCUGAACCAUGUAUUUGAGCUGCACCUGGGACCAUGGGGCCCUGGCCAGACAGGCUUUGUGGCUUUGCCCUCUCACCCUGCUGACUCCCCUGUCAUCCUCCAGCUUCAGUUCCUCUUCGAUGUUCUGCAGAAAACACUUUCCCUCAAGCUGGUCCAUGUCCCUUGUCCCAGCCUCCCAGGGCCCAUCAAGAUUUUUCCUUUCAAGUCCCUUCGGCAGCUGGAGCUCCAGGGUGUUCCUGUCCACUGCCUCCAUGGCCUGUGUGGCAUCUACUCCCAGCUGGAGACCCUGAUUUGCAGCAGGAGCAUCCAGGCCUUAGAGGAGCUGCUCUCAGCCUGUGGUGGCGAUCAGUGCUCCGCCCUGCCUUGGCUGGCUCUGCUUUCUGCUGACUUCAGCUACAACUCACUGACCGCCUUAGACAGCUCCCUGCAUCUUUUGUCAGCUCUGCGCUUCUUGAACCUGAGCCACAAUCAAGUCCAGGAUUGCAAGGGCUUCCUGAUGGAUUUGUCUGAGCUCUGCCAUCUGGACAUGUCCUAUAACCACCUGCAUGUGGUGCCAAGAAUGGGACCCUCGGGGGCUGUUCUGGGGACCCUGAUACUUCGAAGCAAUGAGCUCCGGAACCUGCAUGGCCUGGGGCAGCUGCGGAACCUGCGGCACCUGGAUGUGGCAUACAACCUGCUGGAAGGACACAGGGAGCUGUCACCACUGCGGUUGCUGACUGAGCUCCGCAAGCUCUACCUGGAGGGGAACCCCCUGUGGUUCCACCCUGCACACCGAGUGACCGUCGCCCAGUACUUGUCACCCCGGGCCAGGGAUUCUUCUGCCGGUUUCCUUCUUGAUGGGAAGAUCCUGUCACUGACUGACUUUCAGACCUCUACAUCCUCAGGGCUUAGCUCCACGGCCUCACCUCUGCCCUGGCUGGUUGGAAGUACCGUAGAAACCUCAGGUGGCCCCGACUUGAGUGACAGCCCCUCUUCGGGAGGCAUUGUGGCCCAGCCCCCACUUUGUAAGGUUAAGAGCCGAGUUCGUGUGAGGCGGGCAAGUAUCUCAGAACCCAGUGAUACGGACGCAGAGCCCCGGACUCCGGACCCCUCGCCGGCUGGACAGUUUGUACAGCAGCACCGGGAACUUGAACUCAUGAACAGCUUCCGGGAACGGUUUGGUUGUGACUGGCUGCAGUACAGGAGUCACCUGGAGACCUCUGGGAUCCCUGCUCUGGCUCCCUCCAAGGCCCCUGCUCUCAACACACUGCCCCCAGAUGCCCUGAGUCCAGAGGCCACACCUGACCCUCUGCCUGCAGAGAAGGAGGCCCUGCCGGAAAUGGCAGAGGAGGUCAGGGUGCCGCUGGAGCCACAGGAGGAAGAGGAGAUGGAGGAGCAGGGAAAAGAGGAGGAAGAGCAGGAGCAGAAUGAAGUGGAAGUGGAGCUCUGCCGCCCCAUAUUGGUGUGUCCACUGGACGGGCCAGAGGGCAUGCAGGGCAGGGAGCGCUUUCUUCGGGUCACUUCCAGCCGCCUCUUUGAGGUGGAACUCCAAGCAGCUCGAACCCUGGCACGGUUCGAGCUCCAGAGUCUGCAGGCAGCUGAGGUAGAGCCUGAGACCCAGACCCAAAGACAACCAGUGGCCGAGGGCUCAGAUCAGCUCCCCAGAGCCCCGGUCCUUGUUCUGCGCUUUUCGUACAUUUGCCCUGACCGGCAGCUGCGUCGCUAUGCAGUGCUGGAGCCUGACGCCCAUGCAGCUGUCCAGGAGCUGCUUGCUGUUUUGACCCCAGCAGCCGCCACAGCCCAGCGUCAGCUUGGGGAAGCGAGGGACCUGCCGGGGGGCAGGCUCCAGUGUCUACGUUGUGGCUAUGAGUUGAAGCCAGAGGAGCCCAGGUUGGGACUGGACAGUGAGGAAGGCUGGAAGCCUCUGUUCCGAAAGACAGAAUAUCCUGCUGUUUGUCCGAACUGUGGUAGUGAUCACAUGGUUCUUCUGGAUGUGAGAGCCCCGACCAGCGAGCAGAGACAGGGAGAGCAGUUUCCAGCCCCCUUGCAGUCCCCCAGCACUGACCCUGACCCUCCCGGUGACAGCGACCACAGCAACGGGGCCAGUAAUGCCCUGUCUCGGGCGCCCGUGUCCCGUGACUGCCGAGGUGGGAGCCUUAGUCCCCCCCCUGAGUGCUGUGGCCUCCGCUCUGUGGACCACCGACUCCGGCUCUUUCUGGACGUUGAGGUGUUCACUGAUUCCCAGGAGGAGUUCCAGUUCUGCAUCAAGGUGCCGCUGGUGGUGUCAGGCCUCCCUGGGGAAUUUCUGUGUCUUGUGGUUGUGUCUGACCACAGGCUUUACAUGUUCAAGGUGACAGGGGAGACCAGUGGGCCUCCAGCUAGCUGGCUGCAGCCAAUGCUGGCCGUUCCCCUGCAUGAUCUGAGUGGCAUCGAGCUGGGCCUAGCAGGGCAGAGCCUGCGGCUGGAGUGGGCAGCCAGGGCAGGCAGCUGUGUCCUGCUGCCCCGAAAUGCCAGGCUUUGCCGGGCCUUCCUAGAGGAGCUCACUGAUGUCUUGCAGUCUCUGCCCCCAACCCGAAGGAGCAGUGUCAGCACCACGGAGGAGGAGGUGACCCCAAAGCACUGGCUCUGGCCGUUGCUGGAAAGAGACUUUUCCUCAGAGCCUCCCUGGUUCUUCUACCUCCGAGUGUUCCUGGUGGAAGGCCCCGCAGUGUGUCCUGUGUCCCUGCUGCUGACUCUGUCCACCCUGUACCUGUUAGAGGAAGACUCCGCAGGGCCCCAGGCAGAGCCCCUUCUUGCAGCAGCAUCUGGUGCAGCCUCUGAGAAGGCUCUGCCCUCGGGGCCGGGUGCCUCCGUGAGCGUCAGGGGGCAGCAGCCCCUCAGCAGCCUGAGCUCAGUGCUGCUCUACCGCCAGGCCCCGGAGGACCUGAAGCUGAUCUUCUACGACGAGGUGUCCCGGCUGGAGAGUUUUUGGGCACUCCGUGUCGUGUGUCAGGAGCAGCUGACGGCCCUGCUGGCCUCCAUCCGGGAGCCCUGGGAGGAGUUGUUUUCCAUUGGACUCCGGACUGUGACCCACGAGGCUCUAGACCUUGACCGGUGAGGCCUCCCAGGAGCCACGGCUGCAGAUGGUCUCUCAAACUCUGACCGAGGACUUCUCCAGCCUUCGGGCGCUGGCCUGGGAGGCCCCACAGGACUCAUGGCUCAAGGGAAGGCUGAGAGAAGUGGUCUGGCCUCUGGAUGAUCUGGCCCGAGGGGCAGGCCAAGGGGUCAGUAGGAAGGUUUCUUCUGUACUUUUUCUCAGGUAUCAAUAAAGUGGUUGCCAUUCCAGAUGUAAUGGGUAUACUUAGAAGUGUCACUCACGAGGCCUGCCAUUCCUCUGCCUCUUCUAACAGAAAGUGCCCUGCCCAUAGCUCUUCCUCCACCGGCAGCCCAGGCAGCCUUACAGGUACUGAGAUCCUGUCUCCAUCCCUGCUCUGCCCAGCGAUGGGACCAAGUAAGACUCCUGAACUGUGGAUACCAGGCCUCAGCCAGCCGCGCUUGUCAUGUGGCCUGGCAUGGAAACUACUGCCUAACAAAUAACUGGGCCAGUUCAGUUUUACUUGCUGGAAUUACAGUCGGGAACUAAUGGGUUCUCUGGCCUUUGGCAGUUGGGAGCUGAAUGUGAGAGGGUGUCCGGGCAGUGGAUGUGUGCAGGCGGCCUUUGGAGGGAGAGAUUGGCAGCUGCUGGCCUCUGCUCUCGCCUUUUUCUCUCAGCACUGCCUCCCUUAGCCUGGUGGCCUGGUUGGGUUGAUUGGGCUCCUGUACCUCCAUGGCCAUGGUGUUUGGUUCAGGAAUGCCCGUGUGACUGGGUUUGACGUACCAAGGCCCAGUUCUGGCCUUUGGCUGGAGAACCAAGAAAGAGGUGGGUUUCCACCAGGAGUGUUGCUGAGAGGAUAGGCCUGGGGCUGCUUGCCAUGAAAGGAGAGCUUUCCUGAAAGUGGAGCCAAGAGAGAGGAAGACAAGGAUGAGAAGGAGCGGGAAGGGCUGGUAUGGGGGUGUCUCUGCAGUCCCUGGGUCCAGCUGUGCCGGGAGGCAGAUACUCCUGCAGUGUUAGGUUAUGUGAGCUGCAGGAGACCCCUCCUUUUUUCUUCUCUCUCCCUCUUUGUCUUGAAUGUGUGGUGAGAUGUUAGGCGAGGUAUUAACUAAUACCUGGGUGGUUUUUUUUCACCCCUCUCAGUUGAACUGGAGAGAGCAAAGAUUCCACAUCUUUAGGUUUGAAGUGAAAGGGCUAAGCAGUAAGAGAUUUAAAAGGGACUAUAAAUAGAUAAAGAACUCUAUAGUGGGGAGAGGGGAGAAUUUUUAGAGAAAAGCUAGAAGCAGUAUAGGGACAAUUCCUCUUGACAUCGGGGAACUCUCAAGGUGGGGGUCCCUGUGCCGUGCUCCCUGGCUGGAACGAGAACAGUGACCUGUCUGAUGCUCCUCAUGCGACCAGGGCAGAUGGAGAUGACAGUUUGGAAGGACCUGACACCGGAGGGCUGGUGACGGUUGCCCAUUCUCUUGACUGAAGAAAGGCAGGGGUCCAGAGGAUCAUGUGGCCCCCAGUGGGGCACGGAAAUCUGCUGAGAGUGUGCUGGGAUCAUGGCAGGAGGGCCAGCGGGAGGAUGGGCUAGGCCCGACUCCCAAAUGGGGGUGUGACCAAAUUAGAUUUGAAUUGAUUGACUUUAAACCACUGAUGGGGAUGACUUCACUUGAAUGUUACCAGAUUAACUUUUCUGUUGCUUAGAAGUGGGGGCUUGUUACAAGGAUAAAGCUGUGUUACAGAGAAAA
Manis javanica (Malayan pangolin) is the source of this 5066-nucleotide messenger RNA. RefSeq names its product serine/threonine kinase 11 interacting protein (gene STK11IP). The record is from RefSeq and is a predicted model, not a curated record. Lineage: Eukaryota; Metazoa; Chordata; Mammalia; Pholidota; Manidae. Gene Ontology annotation, biological process: intracellular protein localization. Gene Ontology annotation, cellular component: cytoplasm.